Molecule: messenger RNA, 1191 nt
Organism: Glycine soja
Lineage: Eukaryota; Viridiplantae; Streptophyta; Magnoliopsida; Fabales; Fabaceae
Product: ACD11 homolog protein-like
Exons: 4
Coding region: 231-866 (211 amino acids)
Biological process (GO): ceramide transport; intermembrane lipid transfer
Cellular component (GO): cytosol; cytoplasm; membrane
Molecular function (GO): ceramide 1-phosphate binding; ceramide 1-phosphate transfer activity
Source: RefSeq, a predicted model, not a curated record
GGUUGAAUCGUAAAGCUCCACGAAGUUAGCAGCGGUGGACGUUUCUCUUUAUGAUGUGUUUCGAGGAAACGAAUCGCUUAGUUAUAGAAUUUGGAACCUUUGGCACACCGCAUUUGUAGGGAAUGUUCCAACGCAAUACAAAAACCCUUCCCAUCUCACGCGUCUUAGACAUUUCAACGAUUAUCAAAUCAAAUUUUGAUAUUAAAGGAUUCGAUCGAAGAGAGUGAAGGAUGCCCGAGAUGGAUGAGCGCGUGGUUAUACAGCAACCUCUUUCAGCCAUAGCAGAGGCGUUUGAGAAACUGUCCAAGAGGGUGAAGGAGAGGAACAACGGCAACGAUAUUCGCUUGGACACGUUCUGCGAGGCAGCGUCUCUCGUCUCCGUUCUCUUCCGUUCUCUUGGCCUCGCCUUCAAAUUCGCUGAAUUGGAAUACGUCGCCAAGCUACAUGGACUAUUGGAAGCAUCAAAGACAUGUUCCACUCUACCGGAUAUUCUUAACCUUGAUGUCGCCAGUGACACAGUGAAAACAUCUGGAAGCUUUUCACGUAAUCUGCGCAGAGUUCGGCAGGGUCUUGAUCUUGUCAGAGCUAUAUUUGAACAACUUUUGUCAACCGACGAUAGUUCUCUAAAAGAAGUGGCUUCAACAGCUUAUGGACAGGUUUGUGCACCGUAUCACACAUGGGCGGUAAGAACAGCUGUGUAUGCUGGGAUGUAUACACUUCCAACGAGAGACCAACUUUUGAUGAAGCUCAAUGAAACAGAGCAAUCAGCUGAUAAGAAGAUGAGAAGGUACAUUGCUGCCUCGCUUCCAAUUAUAGAAUACAUUGAUAAACUGUACCUUGCUCGAAAUAUUACGUUGGACUGGUGAAUUUAUGAAAAGAAAAACGAGAAAAUCUAAGAAGUUGAAUGCCCUUUCUGUCUGUUAGAAGGCAAUGCUGUGGCUCCAUUGUUUAUCAGCAACCUUAGUACACAUGCUUCAAUUUUUGUACUAUAUAUAAGAUGUAAUUGUGUUAGUUUUUCUCAACGGCUCUUGGCCCCUUAGGGGGAGAUGCACCAAACAACCGAAUAGGUUUGUACUAAAUUGCUAACGAAAUGCAUGUGAAAUUUUUAGUUCCAUUUUGAUUCGUAAUUUUGUAUACCUGUAUAUACAUGUACAUCAUUUGUUUUGAAUGACAGAAAUCGUGAUAUUUUAA